AUGUCUUCGGCAAGGAUAGAGGUGGAGAAGUUUGAUGGUCGUGGAGACUACACACUGUGGAAAGAGAAGCUAGAAGCUCAUCUAGACAUUCUGGGUCUGAGUGCUGCUCUGAAGGAGACAGUCACGCUGAAAGAAAGAACUUUUGAUCCAGACCCGUCGUCAGAUGAAGAUACAGAAGAUAUCAAGUUGGAGGAAGCCUUAGAAGAAAAAAGGAAGAAAGCUAGAAGCACCAUUGUUUUGAGUGUUUCAGAUCAGGUCCUGAGGAAGAUAAAAAAGGAGAAGACUGCAGCUGAUAUGCUCAACGCUCUAGACAAACUCUAUAUAUCUAAAGCCCUCCCAAAUAGGAUCUAUCUGAAACAGAAGCUAUACAGCUUCAAGAUGUCUGAAAAUCUGUCUAUUGAAGGAAACAUCGAUGAGUUUCUUCAUCUUAUAACAGAUUUGGAGAGCACAAGUGUUGUUGUGUCAGAUGAAGAUCAAGCCAUUCUCUUGCUGAUGUCGCUUCCAAGACAGUUUGAUCAACUGAGGGAUACUCUGAAGUAUGGUACAGGACGCAACAUCCUAACUCUUGAUGAGGUUAUUGCAGCCAUAUAUGCAAAGGAGCUGGAGUUUGGGUCAAACAAAAAGAGUUUCAAAGGUCAAGCUGAGGGUCUGUUCGUGAAAGACAAGAACGAGACCAGAGGGAGAAGUGAGCAGAGAGAAAGGGGCUCAAAGGCAAAUCGAUCAAGGUCCAAAUCUAAGAGUAAACGAGGAUGUUGGAUCUGUGGUGAAGAAGGCCACUUCAAAAACACCUGCCCCAACAAGAAUAAAGCUCAUUUCAGAUCAAAAGAUCAAAGCCACAGUAGAGGAGAGUCCUCUAACGGGAAGAGCAAUGUAACUGAAGCAAACAAUGUAACUGAAGCAACCGGUUUGUAUGUGUCAGAAGCUCUAUCUUCUACAGACAUACAUCUUGAAGAUGAGUGGAUCAUGGACACAGGCUGUAGCUAUCAUAUGACGUACAAGAGAGAAUGGUUUGAAGAUCUGGAUGAAGAAGCAGCGGGUUCAGUCAGGAUGGGGAACAAGACCGUGUCCAAGGUCAAAGGCGUUGGAACAAUCAGACUCAAAAACGAAGCUGGUCUAAGCGUUCUGCUCACAAAUGUCAGGUACAUCCCUGAAAUGGAUAGAAAUUUGUUGUCUUUGGGAACCUUUGAGAAAGCUGGUUACAAGUUUGAGUCAGAAGAUGGUGUUUUAAGUAUCAAGGCAGGAAGUCAAACUCUGUUGACUGGAAAGAGAUUUGAUACUCUGUAUUUGCUGAAGUGGAAACCUGUUACAGAGGAAUCUCUUGCUGUAGAGAGGAGACAAGAUGAUACAGUGCUAUGGCAUAGAAGAUUGGGGCACAUGAGCCAGAAGAACAUGAACAUAAUGCUGAGAAAGGGUUUACUAGACAAGAGGAAGGUGUCUGUGUUUGAGACGUGUGAAGACUGCAUAUAUGGGAGAGCUAAACGAGUUGGUUUCAACAUAGCUCAACACGACUCAAAGGAGAAGCUAGAGUAUGUUCAUUCUGAUCUGUGGGGAGCUCCAUCUGUACCAUUGUCUCUUGGUAAUUGUCAAUAUUUCAUAUCAUUUAUUGAUGAUUACUCAAGAAAGGUCUGGGUUUAUUUUCUCAAGACAAAAGAUGAGGCGUUUGAGAAGUUUGUAGAGUGGGUCAGUCUGGUGGAGAAUCAAUGCGAGAAGAAAGUGAAGACGUUGAGGACAGACAAUGGACUCGAGUUCUGCAACAAGAUGUUUGAUGGUUUCUGUGAGUCAAGGGGAAUUCAGAGACAUCACACUUGUGCUUACACUCCUCAGCAAAAUGGAGUUGCAGAGCGCAUGAACAGAACACUCAUGGAGAAAGUAAGAACAAUGUUGAGUGACUCAGGUCUUCCUAAGAAGUUCUGGGCUGAAGCGACUCUUACUGCAUCUGUUCUUAUCAAUAAGACUCCGUGUUCUGCAAUCAACUUCGACAUACCAGACAAGAAGUGGUUUGGAAAACCACCAGGAUACAGCUACUUGAGGAGAUUUGGCUGUGUUGUGUUCAUUCAUAUUGAUGAUGGAAAGUUGAAUCCAAGGGCUAAGAAAGGGGUCUUUAUUGGGUAUCCUCCUGGAGUUAAAGGAUACAAAGUAUGGCUGAUGGAGGAGAGAAAGUGUGCUGUGAGCAGAAAUGUUAUCUUUCAAGAGAAUGAGGUUUACAAAGAUCUGUUGCAGAGAAAAGAUGACAUUACUGUGGAGGAAGAUGAUCAUUCUGGAUCUUAUUUGGAUCUAGAUAUUGAAGCAGAUGGAGAUACUACUUCAGGUGGAGACUUUGGGGUCGUCAGCAACACUCCAACAUCACCAAGCCCAAGUCUGACAUCACCACAAGCACCUGAGAGCAAUGACAGUGCAGAGAUUGAGAUAAAUCAAUCACCUCCAAGCUAUCAUCUGGUCAGAGACAGAGACAGGAGAGUAAUCAAAGCACCAAGGCGUUUUGAUGAUGAAGACUAUUUUGCAGAGGCUCUGUAUACUACUGAAGAUGGGUUUUCUGUUGAGCCAGAUUGUUACACUGAAGCAAAACUGGACUCAAACUGGGAAAUGUGGAAGCUUGCUAUGAAUGACGAAAUGGAAUCACUGGUCAAGAACAACACAUGGACUGUGGUACCAAGACCAGUGAAUCAGAGGGUUAUUGGCUGCAAAUGGAUCUACAAGUAUAAACUUGGAAUUCCUGAAGUAGAAGACCCACGUUUCAAAGCAAGAUUAGUAGCCAAAGGGUAUGCUCAAAGAGAAGGAAUUGAUUAUCACGAGAUCUUUGCUCCAGUGGUGAAACAUGUAUCUAUAAGGAUACUACUUUCGAUUGUUGCACAAGAAGAUCUUGAGCUGGAGCAACUUGAUGUCAAAACCGCUUUUCUGCAUGGAGACUUGAAAGAGAAGAUCUACAUGACACCUCCUGAAGGGUAUGGUCAGAUGUUCAAAGAAAAUGAGGUAUGUCUUCUCAACAAGGCUCUGUAUGGUUUAAAACAGGCCCCAAGGCAGUGGAAUGAGAAGUUUGACAACUACAUGUCUGAGAUUGGUUUUGUAAGAAGCAAUUACGACAGUUGUGCAUAUGUGAAGAGUUUGAGUGAUGGUUCUUUGAUGUAUCUACUCAUCUAUGUUGAUGAUAUGCUUGUGGCUGCAAAGAACAAAGAAGCUAUUCUGCAGUUAAAGAAGGAUCUCAGCUCAAAAUUCGAAAUGAAGGAUCUUGGAGCAGCAAGGAAGAUUCUUGGGAUGGAGAUCACUAGAGACAGAGCUGCUGGUGCUUUGUGGUUGUCUCAAGAGGGUUAUUUGAACAAGAUCCUUGAAACUUACAAGAUGGAAGAAGCAAAAUCUGUAACAACACCACUUGGAGCUCACAUGAGGAUGUGUGCAGCUACUGAAGCUAAGCUGGCUGAAGAUGAAGAAUACAUGAAGUCUAUUCCAUACUCAAAUGCAGUGGGAAGCAUCAUGUAUGCCAUGAUAGGCACAAGGCCUGAUUUGGCGUAUCCUGUGGGGGUCAUAAGCAGAUUUAUGAGCAGUCCUGUCAAAGAUCAUUGGUUAGGAGUGAAAUGGGUGCUGAGGUACAUCAAGGGAAGCCUAAAGACGAGGCUAUGCUACAAGAGAAGAUCUGAGUUCAAGAUAGUGAGUUAUUGUGACUCUGAUUAUGCUGCAGACCCUGAUCGAAGAAGAUCCAUUACUGGCUUAGUGUUUACUCUCGGUGGUAACACAAUCACCUGGAAAUCUGGUCUGCAACGAGUUGUUGCCCUUUCAACAACAGAAUCUGAAUACAUGUCAUUGACUGAAGCGGUUAAAGAAGCAGUGUGGUUGAAGGGUCUUAUGAAGGAGUUUGGUUAUGAUCAGAAAAGUGUGGAGAUCUUCUGCGAUUCACAGAGUGCCAUUGCGCUCUCUAAAAACAAUGUGCAUCAUGAAAGGACGAAGCACAUUGACGUGAAGUAUCACUUCAUCCGAGAUGUCAUUGCAGAUGGUGAUGUUGAGGUGUUAAAGAUAUCAACCGAGAAGAAUCCGGCUGAUAUAUUCACCAAGGUGUUGGCUGUGAGCAAGUUUCAGGCGGCGUUGAACUUGCUACAGGUCAAGCCUGAGUAA
This is a messenger RNA of Microthlaspi erraticum, 4104 nucleotides long. NCBI's taxonomy places the organism in Eukaryota, Viridiplantae, Streptophyta, Magnoliopsida, Brassicales, Brassicaceae. The record is from the annotation of a GenBank genome assembly.